Messenger RNA from Dovyalis caffra, 957 nucleotides. Lineage: Eukaryota; Viridiplantae; Streptophyta; Magnoliopsida; Malpighiales; Salicaceae. The record is from the annotation of a GenBank genome assembly.
AUGUCUUCCUCUUCCGCUGUUGCAACUGUUACUACUAAUGUGUUCGAGGUUGGGAAAUACACAACAGUGCUUCAAAAAGUAGAAUCAAGAAAAACAUGCUGUGCCGAAAACACUUCACCUCCACUUCCUGCUCCGCCUCCAAAGCCACUCUUGAUUGCUAUGCCAUGUGAAGAAGGGGAAUUCCCACUUCUUGUUUUCCUCCAUGGUUACCUUCUUUACAAUUCUUUCUACUCCCAGCUCCUGCAACAUAUUGCUUCUCAUGGGUUCAUUGUCAUUGCUCCUCAGUUAUAUCUUGUGGCUGGACCAGAUUCUAGUGAUGAAAUAAAAUCUCUGGCUGCAACCACAAAUUGGCUACCCGAAGGAUUACAGCACCUACUUCCACCCCAUGUCAAACCAAAUCUAAGCAAGCUAUGCCUCGCGGGCCAUAGUCGAGGUGGCAAGACAGCUUUUGCAUUAGCUCUUGAGAAAGCAGCCACCACAUUAAAAUUUUCAGCACUAAUUGGUGUGGACCCAGUUGAUGGAAUGGACAAAGGCAAACAAACCCCUCCGCCAGUACUCACAUAUGUACCUCGUUCGUUUGAUCUUGACAUGGCAGUUAUGAUCAUUGGUUCGGGCUUGGGUGAGCUGAAAAAGAACCCAAUGUUCCCUCCUUGUGCACCUAAGGGUGUUAAUCACGAGGAUUUCUUCAAAGAAUGUAAGAGGCCGGCUAGUUAUUUUGUUGUCAAGGAUUAUGGACAUCUAGAUAUGCUGGAUGAUGAUACUAAAGGGGUUAGAGGAAAAGCUACAUAUUGUCUGUGCAAGAAUGGGAAGUCCAGGGAGUCAAUGAGGAGAUUUAUUGGAGGGGCUGUGGUUGCAUUUAUGAAAGCAUACUUGGGAGGUGAUAGCAGUGACUUAAUGGCGAUUAGGGAGGGGCAGACCGGACCGGUGGAGCUUCAAACUGUUGAAUUUUUACUCUGA